CGGCGCCCCGGGAAGCGUCGGCUCAGGGGCAUCCCACCCACUCUUCUUCGCCCACAUGCACCACGACGUGGAGAACCCCCUGUCCCCGCCGCUCGCGAUCGCGCGAUACGGAGGCGUCGGCGGUCCGCUGUAUGUCUACGCGACUGAGGAUUCCGGACUGCCCGGAAGCUACGAGUCGUCCUCGACGUUCGCCGGAGGGGGCAGGCGGAGGAGGUCGCCUCCCGACAUUGUCGGGGGGUCGCCAAGGAAAGUGAGAGAGUCCUUGACGUCCUACCUGUCUUCAAUCUCUCAAAUACCGUCAUCCUCCCCCUCCUCAUCCACUCUCUCCCACCCCCUUGAUCCUCACUCCGGUCAUGCCCAUCCUUCCCACACGCAGAUCGUCAAUCCAAUGACGCCCCCUUCGCUCUCCUCCACUCCGGCGAUCCAAUUCGCCCGUCCAUCCAUGACAACCAUGUCCGCCUCGCUACCUCUCACUCCGGUGUCCUCCAACGAUGGCUCCCUCAACCUCGGCAAGUCGCACGCCGCUUAUCCCCGUUCGUUCCCCGAAACGCCUAACAUACCCGAGGCGAACGCGCCGAUCAUACCCCUCAUCUCGUCGGUGUUCCCAUACCACGCCACGCAGGUCGCCUCGAUGGCGCGGAUUCUCGAGAUUGUCACUCCUCCAGAUCACGUCCUGCAGGGCUUCGUCGUCGACCACCCUGGCUCAGGUCGGACAGUCUAUGUCCACCUCCCACCUCCACAUGCCUCGGCUCAGGUCCGCCCCGAGACGCUCUCUGCAAACUUCUCCGACGUGCUCCGCCCUCAUGAUCCGAAACGAACCGUUCCGUCCCCGCAACCCCCGUCUGCGCCCGGCCAAGCCCUCGACAUGCGCGACUCGCUCACGGCGUUGCUGGACCUCGCGUCGGACAACCUCGAGGCGACGAGUCUGGUGUUGGUUCUGGACAAGGACGAGCGGGAUCCGGACCGGUUGGGCGAGCUGCUGCACUCUCUGAUGUACAUGGGUGGGCAGGUGGUCAGGCCUGGAGGGCUAGAGGGUGGUUGGGAUUGGGAUCAGACGCAAUGGGUGUUGGUGGGCAUAGAGCUG
Messenger RNA from Saitozyma sp. JCM 24511, 1084 nucleotides. The record is from the annotation of a GenBank genome assembly. Lineage: Eukaryota; Fungi; Basidiomycota; Tremellomycetes; Tremellales; Trimorphomycetaceae.